Molecule: messenger RNA, 1373 nt
Organism: Sus scrofa (pig)
Lineage: Eukaryota; Metazoa; Chordata; Mammalia; Artiodactyla; Suidae
Gene: OR13H1
Product: olfactory receptor family 13 subfamily H member 1
Biological process (GO): G protein-coupled receptor signaling pathway
Cellular component (GO): membrane
Molecular function (GO): G protein-coupled receptor activity; olfactory receptor activity
Source: RefSeq, a predicted model, not a curated record
AAAAGGCAACUGGUUAAAGUAGGUUGGAGAACAUUUCAUAUAACCAUUUCAAAAGGAUGGGGGAGUUGUCUGUUUUCCAGGGGAGGUGGUGGAUUUUUAGCUUUGCCUCUGUUCCCAUUACGGAUAUCCCAUUUGCAUUCUGAUAUUUGAAAAGUACAAAGAGAAUGGUCCUGUCCACCUUCAUUACUUCACCUUUCUAAUACGAUCCCUCCAUCUGUACUCCCAUUCUCUCAGGUAAAAUUAGGCAACUACAUUGGCACCCAUCCAGUGAAUAGUGGCAAGUGGGAAGAAUGGCAAAGGACAAUGCUACAGCAGUACUUGAGUUUCUCCUUAUUGGAAUCGCCAACUAUCCGGAGUGGAGAGUCACAUUUUUCACACUGGUGCUGAUAACUUACCUCAGCACAUUAUUGGGGAAUGGACUUAUCAUCUUUCUUAUCUAUAUGGACCCUCAUCUCCACACUCCAAUGUACUUCUUCCUUAGUAACCUGUCUUUCUUAGACCUUUGCUAUGGAACAGUCUCUCUGCCCCAGGUCUUGGUGCAUUGCUUCUCUACCCGUCCCUACCUCUCCUACCCACGAUGUUUGACCCAAAUUAGUGUCUCCUUGGUCUUGGGUACAGCAGAAUGCCUCCUACUGGCUGUCAUGGCCUAUGACCGUGUGGUUGCUAUCAGCCAUCCCCUGCGCUAUGCAGUUGUUAUGAGUGGCCCAGUGUGUGUGUGGCUGGCGGCUGCCUCCUGGGGGUCAUCACUUGUGCUCAGUGCCAUGCUCCUCUUAUCCCUGCAACUUCACUUCUGUGGGGCUAAUGUCAUCAACCAUUUUGUCUGUGAGAUUCUCUCCCUCCUUAAACUAGCCUGUUCUGACACUAGCCUUCAUGAGCUUAUGAUCCUCAUCGCAGGUAUUUUCACCCUGCUCCUACCCUUCGGGUUUGUUCUCCUCUCCUAUGUCCGAAUUGCCGUGGCUGUUCUAAGGAUUCGUUCAGUCCAAGGUAGGCUCAAGGCCUUUUCUACAUGUGGUUCUCAUUUGACCGUGGUGACAAUCUUCUAUGGGGCAGCCAUUUCCACGUAUAUGAAACCACAGUCCAAGUUAUCUCCUGACAGGGACAAGUUUAUCUCGGUGUUUUAUGGGGCUCUGACACCCAUGUUGAACCCCCUAAUAUAUAGCCUCAGGAAUAAGGAUGUUAAAGGGGCAAUGAGGAAAGUUAUGGCCAAAAAGGCAUAAGUGUUCUUUGCUUCUAAACUUAGAAAAAUAACAUUCAGUGACAUCUUCACCAAUAGCAAAAAUUGUUUAAAAGUUCUGACUUGGGAGUUCCCAUUGUGGCUCCGACUCCAGUAAUGAAUCCAACUAGUAUCCAUGAGGAUGCGGGUUCCAUCCCUG